Molecule: messenger RNA, 3231 nt
Organism: Pygocentrus nattereri (red-bellied piranha)
Lineage: Eukaryota; Metazoa; Chordata; Actinopteri; Characiformes; Serrasalmidae
Gene: arhgef9a
Product: Cdc42 guanine nucleotide exchange factor (GEF) 9a
Exons: 11
Coding region: 140-1804 (554 amino acids)
Molecular function (GO): protein binding; guanyl-nucleotide exchange factor activity
Source: RefSeq, a predicted model, not a curated record
GGAUGCUGAGGGACUGAGCUCGCGCAGUCUCUCUGCUCUCCGCGCGCCUGACCGGACGUGCGUGGUGCGCGUGCGCUGCUGUGGGCGGAGCGGCGCGAGCGGAGCGGAGACACGGCGCGCGCGGGACACGGAGCCCACCAUGAUGAAGAUGAUGUUGGUGAGUGGAGGCUCUGUCGUCAACGCAGAGGCGGUAUGGGAUCAUGUGACCAUGGCGGACCGCGAGCUGGCCUUCAAGGCCGGUGAUGUCAUCAAGGUCUUGGACGCAUCCAACAGGGACUGGUGGUGGGGGCAGAUUGACGAUGAGGAGGGCUGGUUCCCCGCAAGCUUCGUCAGGGUGGACCCCAGCUCCACCCAGGCUCCGACCAAGCAGCAGCUUUUUUACAUCAACCCCGUCGUCGUCCCUCGCUGCACAAACGCUCCGGCAAAGCUGUGGGCGAACCAGGAGGACAGUGCAGCGGUGGAGCCAGCAGAGGGCAGUAGUGACGUGCAGAAUGGUCACGCAGAGGCUAGUCCAAACCCCAGCACGGACUGCCUCUGCCUCGGCCAGCCAGCUCAGAACAGAGACCAGAUGAGGGCGAACGUCAUUAAUGAAAUAAUGAGCACAGAGAGACACUACAUCAAACACCUGAAGGACAUCUGUGAGGGUUAUCUGAAGCAGUGCAGGAAGAGGAGAGACUUGUUCAACGACGAUCAGCUGAAGGUCAUCUUUGGGAAUAUUGAAGAUAUUUACAGAUUCCAGCUGGGAUUCGUCAGAGAUCUGGAGAAACAGUUCAACACAGAGGAGCCUCAUCUCAGCGAGAUUGGACCCUGCUUUCUGGAACACCAAGACGGAUUCUGGAUCUACUCCGAGUACUGUAAUAAUCACGUCGACGCGUGCAUGGAGCUGACGCGCCUUAUGCGGGAUGGGCGGUACCAGCACUUUUUUGAAGCCUGCCGAUUGGUGCAGCAGAUGAUUGACAUCGCCAUCGAUGGCUUCCUCCUCACUCCAGUGCAGAAAAUCUGCAAAUAUCCGCUGCAGCUGGCAGAGCUGCUUAAAUACACCGUACAGGAGCACAGUGAUUACCGGUAUGUUGCUGCUGCUCUGGCCGUGAUGAGAAAUGUAACUCAGCAGAUUAACGAGCGGAAACGGAGACUCGAGAACAUCGACAAAAUCGCCCAAUGGCAGGCCUCCGUUCUGGACUGGGAGGGUGAGGACGUUCUGGACAGAAGCUCUGAGCUGGUCUACACUGGAGAAUUGUCCUGGAUCUAUCAGCCCUACGGCCGCAGCCAAACCAGAGUCUUCUUCCUGUUUGACCACCAAAUGGUCAUCUGCAAGAAGGACCUGAUCCGCCGUGACAGUCUGUACUACAAAGGGCGGAUCGACAUGGACCGCUACGAGGUCGUGGACGCGAUCGACGGCCGAGACGACGAUUUCAACGUCAGCGUGAAAAACGCUUUUAAACUGAGGAACAAGGACUCGGACGAGAUCCACAUAUUUAUCGCCAAGAAGCUGGAGGAGAAGAUCCGCUGGCUGCGAGCGUUCCACGAAGAGCGCAAGAUGGUGCAGGAGGACGAAAAGAUCGGGUUUGAAAUCUCAGAGUAUCAGAAGAGGCAGGCGGCCCUGACGGUCAGGAGAGUCACCAAACAGAAAGGCGUUGGCCGGUCAGCCCCCCCUGCCUACCCCCCUCCUCUGGACCCCAUGAACCCGGGUCAGUUCCUGCUGCCGGACGGUUACGGCCAGGCGGACGGAUACGAGUACGGACCCAAACGCAGCACAUCUCCCUUCUGGCAGAACAUCAGCCGGUUAGCCCCCUUUAAGAAAUAACGCUAACAGCAGCGCUGAGCUGAGAGAGGAAAGACGGACUGCUGUAUUUUUCUGGAACAAAAACAAACAAACGAGCAAACAAACAAACACACACAUGAAAAACAAAAGAAGAGGAAGCAGAAGAAGAAACACUAUCCUACAUGCGGUGGAGAAGAAAGCGUGAUGUCCAGAGGAGAGAGACUCACUGUGGGAGAGGAGAAGAUAUGGGCUGGUUCUGUCCUGAGCCUUUGGCGCCCCCUCCUGGGCUGGCUACACAUUACACAGUUCACUAUGGAGACACACGUACAGACAAACACACUCACACACACACACACACACACACACAGUAGGGCUGGCCUUCACAACAUUUAGAGGCUUCAAACAUUCAUCGAUACUACCCUUAAAAACAGUAAUAGUUCCUAAUAUUUCAUAAUUAACCAUUAUUUUAAAAACGUUUAUGCCUUUUUAAAUCAGAACAUCCCAGUUCUUCAUGUAACGAGCGGUUUUACACAUUUAUUCUUCCUUUUUUACAACGGACGCCCCAAUAAUACAGAAAAACAAGUGCGCGUCCAAGCGUAAAGUCCAGUAAGGAGACGGAUGAGUCUGACUGGACUUCUUACCCAGACGGCAACGUUGAUGCUGAAGAUGCGAAUCUCUUUUAAAUGUCUGUGUCCAUGUUGACGGCCAGUUAAGCUGAAUGGAAAGCUCAUAUUCCAUUGCUGACAUGCACCUUUAAAAAAGAUGGUUCUAUUUAGAACCACGUUUUCAAAUUUAGUCUAAAACACUGAAAUAAAUCCUGAAUAAAUUCUUCCUCUCAGGAUUGAACUGAAUUUUAUUGGUUCUACACACCUGUAAAGAUGGUUCAUCAAUAAUAAAAAAAACGUUUCUAUGUAGAAUUAUCGCCCAAAGAACCCUUUGCAUGAUUAAUGGGUUCUUUGAAAGGUAAAACGGUUAUUCAGAUCGAUGGACAAUGUGUUCUGUAUGGUUCCGUAUACAACUUUUUUGAAAAUGGUUCUAUAUACUACCACAACGUUUUAUGCAGGUGUUACGAUGUCAAGCCUGUAACUAUAGAAGAACUCUACUCAAAAAGAUUCUAUCUAGAACCACUUACAAAUUUCCAUCAGUCUAAAGUGCCAUUUUAUCGUACAGAGGGUUCUGUAUUUUACCUGAAAUUAUCAACAAAUAUCAUCUAGAAGAUGAAGAAUAUCUAAAUCCUUCAUUUUGUCAAGUGUGUAUUUGGUUUCGGUGUCGCUACAAAAGUGUUUUGCUGCGUCUCGCCGCUCGCUUAUUUCCGGGACCGCCAUCUGUUUUUGGUCAGACUGAGGAAAAGGAAAGAAAUCAGAGUAAGAGCUCACACUGAAAAAUCUGAAUACUGAGCUACAGUCCACUGAGAAAUCUGAUUACUGAGCUACAGUCCACUGAGAAAUCUGAUUACUGAGCUACAGUCC